AUGCCUUCUUCGGCUCUUUUGUCUCUAGGUCCCUUCUAUACCAGUGUGCUUGUCUUCAGCUGCGCUGCUUUCUACUUCGCAGCCCGGAGAGUCUACAUCGACUACAAAAUCAGAAAGACGGGUGGUGUGAGGGCUCGGGUUAUUGCAACCAAUCCUCUAUGGGGUCUUCCCUUUUUCGUCAAGGCCGGCUAUUACCAAAGUAACAACAGGUUCUUGGAGUACUUCCAGUCUCUCUUCAGCUCCGGAACGCCAGAAAGCCCAAACUGCGUCGAAAUCAGCCUCACUGGCGCCUCGCGCUGGCUGAUCACGCAAGAGCCUGAGCAUAUCAAGACGGUUCUCACCACAAAGUUCAAGGAAUAUGGCAAGGGCCCGGCUUUCCAUGAAAGCUGGGGCCCGUUUCUUGGAGACGGCAUCUUCAACGUCGACGGCCAGCUGUGGUCGAAUAGUAGAGCCCUGCUUCGGCCCAUCUUCGUCCGAGAGAGGGUUCGAGACAUAGAAAUAUUCGACAAGUGGACCAACGCCCUGAUUAGCAAGCUGCCCGGCUCCGGCCAGACUGUCGACGUAAGCGCCCUAUUCUACCGAAUGACGCUAGAUGUAACCACCGACUUCCUGCUUGGACAUGGCGUAAACAGCUUGGAAAACCCCACGAACCAGUUUGCCCAAGCCUUCCAUGAAGUGCAGAGGGUCCAGAUGAUCCUGACAAUCAUGGCGCCGUUCAAGCAUUUCAUCCCCAAGCAUAGCUACUUCAGCGGCAUCCGCGUUCUCAACCGCUUCAUCGACCCUUUCGUUGCGCGCACGCUGGCACUCGACCCGAAGGAGCUCGACAAGCUGUCCAAGUCGGACAGGGACUCGACGCUGCUGCACAACAUUGCGCGCUACACGCGGGAUCCGAAGAUGAUCCGGGACCACCUCAUGUCGGUGCUUCUCGCCGGCCGUGACACCACAGCAGCCACGCUGAGCUGGGCCAUCUACGAGCUAGCCAACUACCCGGCCGUCCACGGCAAGCUGCGUGACGAGGUCCUGGCCACGGUGGGCACCAGCCGUGCCCCGACGUACGACGACCUGAAGAGCAUGACCUACCUUACCCAUACCAUCCACGAGGUGCUCCGCCUGUACCCGGCCGUCCCCUUCAACAUACGAGCCGCGCUGCAGGACACGAGCCUCCCGCCCGCGGAGCCCGGUCAGCCCCCUAUUGCUGUCCUCAAGGACGACGCCAUCAUUUACUCUGCCAUCGCCAUGCAGCGCCGCCCAGAACUCUACCCAGAGAUAUCCGACAAGUUUGCCGACCCGGCCACUUUCAGUCCGGACCGGUGGAACCAUUGGACCCCAAAGCCGUGGCAGUACUUGCCCUUCAACGGCGGGCCGCGCAUCUGCGUGGGGCAGAACUUUGCCAUGACCGAGAUGGCCUUUACACUUGUCCGCCUGCUGCAAAGAUACGACCGGCUGGAAUACCGCGGGGACUGGAAGGCGCAGAUUUACAAAGCCGAGAUCAUCGGCGCUCCCGGCCAUGGCGUGCCUGUCGCCUUCUUUGAGGCGGCCUGUGGAGAUGACGCCUGA
Molecule: messenger RNA, 1557 nt
Organism: Lasiosphaeria miniovina
Lineage: Eukaryota; Fungi; Ascomycota; Sordariomycetes; Sordariales; Lasiosphaeriaceae
Product: cytochrome P450
Exons: 5
Coding region: 1-1557 (518 amino acids)
Molecular function (GO): oxidoreductase activity, acting on paired donors, with incorporation or reduction of molecular oxygen; iron ion binding; heme binding
Source: RefSeq, a predicted model, not a curated record